AUGGUUGUGAAACAUACAAUGGUCGGUCCCCGCGAUGGUCUGCCGCCUCAUCGUGGCGUGAUUCUGGGUGUCAAACUGCGAACUAAGAGUAGGCCAUGCCAGAAGCCUACCGUCCUGCUGGUUAAGUCGCUGGGUGGUUCCGUCAUCCAUAUAGGUCAGCGAUUGGCUGUGGUGAAAGCUUGGCAAGGCCCUGGCAAGUCACUGCUACCCAGCACACUGGAUCGUAUCCACGGCGUCGGAUGUCAUCAAGAGCAGUGUCAGGUUGCACAGGACGCCAUGAAUUUCGGACCAAAAGGACACGUCAACACUCGCCAUAGAAAUUCUCAUGCCCUGCACCUACAACGCCAGGACUCCACCAACGCCGAUCUUCAAGCGCUUCUCGAAGCUGCAAGACGCACUAACUACCACGUAAUCUCCUUGCAGGAAACAAAGUCCAGAAAGACGGACGUGAGGCAGGAUCAGGAAAUUUGGAUCAGAACUCCGGAACAAGCUGGAAAAGAAGAUUAG
This is a messenger RNA of Strongylus vulgaris, 507 nucleotides long. Lineage: Eukaryota; Metazoa; Nematoda; Chromadorea; Rhabditida; Strongylidae. The record is from the annotation of a GenBank genome assembly.